Molecule: messenger RNA, 1733 nt
Organism: Exaiptasia diaphana
Lineage: Eukaryota; Metazoa; Cnidaria; Anthozoa; Actiniaria; Aiptasiidae
Exons: 3
Coding region: 253-1578 (441 amino acids)
Source: RefSeq, a predicted model, not a curated record
UUGUGAUUAGCCAACAUAAUGAGAGCAUACAAUCGCUAAUGUAUAAUGCAGCGCCCAAGAUGUAUUGUAACCAAGCCCUUUAAAAACCUUGAUCAAUUUCAUUGUUYUUUUAUUCACGGGUUUAAUGUCUCCACUUUUUGCUAAUGUCUCUUUUUCUGUUCAUCCAGAGCGCGCGCUCAUCCUGUGACGUAAUAUGACGUAACAGUUGUGUUUUGUGGUUGGUUUUCUUUGUCGUUGAACCUAAAAAGCAAAAUGUCUUUCAAUGCAAGAAUGUUAGAUAAGAAGAAGGGAAUACUUCCUGCAGAUUUGGCCGCAGCGUAUAACGCAUACCACGCCAACAAAGCUGAGGAAAUGCGACUGUUUAAAACUCUGAAAAUACUACAAUGGCAACAACAAAUCGCGUUAAAAACAAUCAAAAAAGAGAAAGCACAACUCGAACAGGAACUUAAGAACCAGGCUGAAGAGUACUUCCAGUGUCAUCGAGUAUUUUCUGAGGAAUCUUUGAUAUCUAUUACAAAUUCACUGAAGAAACUGUACAUGGGACCUUUCCCCACUAAAGCCGUCCUCCCUAAAGGAAAGCUCUAUCAUCUCAAAACACUACUACGACAAAUGCAGGAUGAGCUGUAUGUCCCCUCAGCAGCAAGACGACAAGCAAUAACUGGAUGGCUCUUGAUUCCGACCUUUAGCCAAAACGAUUUGAAUCGAGAAACUGUGGACGAUACACAGAUAGAAGGUGAAAAUAAUUAUCAAAAACAUCCAAACUUAUCAACAAGUGAGAAAAAGGAUUUUCCUUACAAAAGAAAUGCUGAAACUGCACAAUCUCUAAGGACCCAGUCAGCCCCAGCGCGCAGUUUAAACCGCAAGCAUGAAACAGCAAAGCGACCGAAAACAACAAUAGCCAAGCGAGGCAAAGGUAAAAUAGAAGUCAAAAAAAAGGUAGAAAGUGAUUCCAUUCAGCGACCCAAAUCGUCUCCGUACUUCAAUAUAUAUAAAAAGAAUGCAGCUAAACUGUUAACAAUGGAAAGAGCUCGUUCAGCACUCACUAGCAAACAAAAAGAUAAACAGAACGCCAAAUCCUUGUCAAGAAAGAUAACUGGUGAAAUGAUUGGACCUCUUGAAGAGAAAUGUAGCAAAGAGAACAGACCACGUUCAGUUUCUCUGAAUCUCAAAGAACAUCCAGAACUUCCCGCACAGAUUAUCAAGGUUGCACGGAAACUUUCCUUUAAGUCGGGACUAAAUUCAGACGAUGAAGACUCAGAUAACUCUUCUUCGUUAAAUGAAGACAUCGCUUUACAAGCAGACGAAACUUGCUUCCAUUCAGAGCCACAACCUAAGCCACGCUGCAACAAAGGUCUCUCACCUUCUGAUGACAUACAUCAUUGCCCACGAUUCAGUCAUCACCAAGCCCACUCUACCCCGAGAAAAAGAAAAGUGUCAAUCUUUAAGAAAACUUUGUUGGCCCAUACCUUAUAUGGAAAACAGGUUGUCGUUGAGUCAGAUUUAAGACAAAGAGUGAUGCAAUUCAUGGACGUCAGCACAACUGAUAAUGAACAAGCACUAAGUAAUGAUAUUGAUUAGUUAGAAAUUACUAGGAGAUCGCAAUGUAUAGUAUGCGAAAUAUUGUUGGCGUAAAUAUAUUAUCGAGCUCGUGUGAUACAUGUCUAUAAUGUGAUCUUACAGCGCAUGAUCAGAAGUACAGGCCAGGCCUGGCAGGCUUGCUGUGAAAAAUAAUA